This is a messenger RNA of Aphanomyces astaci, 1200 nucleotides long. RefSeq lists its product as hypothetical. Gene Ontology annotation, molecular function: tRNA dihydrouridine synthase activity; flavin adenine dinucleotide binding. NCBI's taxonomy places the organism in Eukaryota, Oomycota, Saprolegniomycetes, Saprolegniales, Verrucalvaceae. Gene Ontology annotation, biological process: tRNA processing. The transcript has a single exon. Bases 1 to 1119 code for a protein of 372 amino acids. The record is from RefSeq and is a predicted model, not a curated record.
AUGGACUCGCUGUGGUCGCGGUCGCCGCUGCUCUAUGUCGGAUCUCCAAUGGUCGAUCAGUCUGAGUUUGCAUUUCGGGCACUGUGCCGCCGAUAUGGCACCCAGCUCUGUUACACGCCGAUGCUUCAUGCCAAGGUGUUCCUCACCGACCCAACUUACCGCACCCAACGAUUGGACUACGACUUACUUGAAACGAAUACGACCGACCAUCCCGUGAUUGCCCAAUUCGCGGGCGACGACCCACAGGCUCUACUAGACGCAGCCCUUCUCGUUCAAGACCGCGUAUUGGCCGUGGACCUCAACCUCGGCUGCCCCCAACCUAUUGCCCGCAAAGGACAUUAUGGGUCGUUCCUCCUUCGAGACUCGGACACUAUCUUGCGCAUCCUCCGCGAUUGGAAAUCCCAUUUAUCCAUUCCAUUCACAUGCAAGAUUCGCAUCAUCGACGAGGGAAGCAAAGACCCGCUGGACCGAGGUCUGCAAGCGACGCUCCGCCUCGUCGACCAAAUCGAAGCCGCGGGGGCGUCGGCGAUCACGGUGCAUGGCCGCAACCGCGUCAUGACCGGUCGGAAAACAGGUCCGGCAGACUGGGUGGCCAUCGCCGCCAUCCAGCGCCGCGUGUCCGUACCCGUCAUUGCCAACGGGGGAGUCGAAUGCUUUGAUGACCUGGCAGCCUGCGCGACCGCCACCGGCGCACGAGGCGUAAUGUCCGCCGAGGCACUGCUGGAAAACCCGGCGUUCUUUCAUGGUCCCCAACGGCUCAGUCCGUUUCGACUCGUUCGCGAGUACCUCGAGUUGGUCCGCGCGUUCCCAUCGUGGAAUUUCCACCGCGUCGAGAAGGCUCACGUGGCACGGAUGCUGCAUGCCCCCCUGCGGCAACUUGCGAGGGCCGGUGGCACCGAUGCCGGCGCAUUGAUAGCAGGCUGCUCUACUCUUGAUGAGCUCGAGCUCGCGAUACAUACCGUGGAACAUGCGUGGACUCUACUCAAUCAAACCUGUCGACAAAUUGACAGUUGGUACCGUCGCCACCAAGUGGUGGCCGCCAAAAAUUUGAUCGAUCGAGAAGCACGGAAAGAAGUGCAGCAGCUGUGGCUCGCCGGUGGCCUUCGCCUCACGCGAUGAGGAGACAUGGAGAUUUUGUUGACGCUUGAAUGAAAUGUAGAGCAUCUUAAGGUACAGUACGUAACUUUAGCUGCAGCUUCU